Molecule: messenger RNA, 417 nt
Organism: Dinoponera quadriceps
Lineage: Eukaryota; Metazoa; Arthropoda; Insecta; Hymenoptera; Formicidae
Exons: 5
Coding region: 1-417 (138 amino acids)
Molecular function (GO): iron ion binding; oxidoreductase activity, acting on paired donors, with incorporation or reduction of molecular oxygen; heme binding
Source: RefSeq, a predicted model, not a curated record
AUGACCAAGACCUUAAAAGAUGUCGGUGGGACUGUUGAAAAGAAUGUAUUAGCAUUUGCUUUUGAACAUAUGUUGAAUGCAAUAUGUGAUACUAACAUGGGUACCUCUCUGCAUGGUCUCAAUGUAGCUCAAGAAGAAUAUCUAGAGAAAAUUCAACAAUUGGGUUCUCUUCUCGUUUAUAGGUAUUUAAUUAAUGAGGUAAACGUUUUAGCUUGUGCUUUCUUGCUUGAUUCAGAGAAAAAAGAAGGACUCGCCAUGUUGGAUUUCGUAAUAGCAACUUCGCGUGAACAUCAUUUGACUAAUAGGAAUAUCAGAGUAGAAGUGGAUACUUUCACAUUAGAAGGUCAUGACACUAUGGCGACAGCUAUAUCCUAUACUUUGUUAUUGAUAGCAGAACACAAGGAAAUUCAGAAAUGA